Messenger RNA from Prosopis cineraria, 1412 nucleotides. RefSeq names its product formin-like protein 1. Gene Ontology annotation, biological process: actin cytoskeleton organization; actin nucleation. The transcript has 3 exons. Bases 1 to 1197 code for a protein of 398 amino acids. The record is from RefSeq and is a predicted model, not a curated record. NCBI's taxonomy places the organism in Eukaryota, Viridiplantae, Streptophyta, Magnoliopsida, Fabales, Fabaceae. Gene Ontology annotation, molecular function: actin filament binding.
AUGGGAGGGUUUACAUGUCAUGUUUCAGAUUCUGUUGCUGGCAAUAGUUUCACCGGCAACCUUCCUGAUUCUAUUGAGAUACUGAAAUCUGAACAUACAACCAUAAAAAUCUACCUUUGUACAGGUAGUGCCGAUACAAUUGGAACAGAACUACUCGAAAGCUUGUUAAAGAUGGCGCCAAGCAAAGAAGAAGAACGUAAACUGAAGGAACAUAAAGAUGACUCACCAACCAAACUUGGUCCUGCAGAGAAAUUCUUGAAGGCUGUGCUUGAUGUACCAUUUGCGUUCAAAAGGGUGGAAGCCAUGCUUUACAUGGCUAAUUUUGAGUCUGAAGUUGAGUAUCUCAGGAAGUCGUUUGAAACUCUGGAGGCUGCCUGUGAGGAGCUGCGCAACAGUAGAAUGUUCUUGAAACUUCUAGAGGCUGUGCUCAAAACGGGGAACCGUAUGAAUGUGGGGACAAACCGUGGCGAUGCACAUGCCUUUAAGCUUGAUACGCUUCUCAAGCUUGUUGAUGUUAAAGGCGCCGAUGGGAAGACCACCCUACUGCAUUUUGUUGUACAGGAAAUUAUAAGAACUGAGGGUGCUCGUCUCUCGAGUACUCCACAAACUUCAAACUCCUCUUCGAGCGAAGAUGCCAAGUGUAGGAGGCUUGGUCUACAAGUCGUUUCGAGCCUGAGUUCAGAGCUAGCAAACGUAAAGAAGGCUGCUGCUAUGGAUUCUGAGGUUCUCAAUGGUGAUGUCUCCAAACUUUCUAAAGGAAUUUCUUACAUAAAAGAGGUGGUGAAACUAAACAAAGCGACAAAGCAAGAUGAAAGUGGUAACAAAUUUACAGAAUCAAUGAACAAAUUUAUGAUGAUGGCUGAGGAGGAGAUCCUGAAGAUUCAAGCCCAAGAAAGUGUUGCUCUUUCGUUAGUGAAGGAGAUUACAGAGUAUUUCCAUGGUAACUUGGCAAAGGAAGAAGCUCAUCCAUUCAGAAUCUUCAUGGUGGUGAGAGAUUUCUUAUCGGUUCUUGACCGAGUCUGCAAAGAAGUCGGUUUAAUAAACGAGAGGACCAUGGUUAGUUCUGCCCAUAGAUUCCCAGUUCCAGUAAACCCCCUCCUUCCGCAACCCCUAAACCCUAUGCUUCCACAACCCCUACCUGGAUUAUAUGGAAAGAGACAUUACAGCUCUUCAGAUGAUGACAGUCCUUCUCCAUAGCUACAAGGUUCUUAUCUUAUCCCUGAGGUUCAUGGCUGCAUCUUUUGUAGAAACAACCUGGUACCAGGUGUUUUUGACUGGUGGGAGCGUGUAUGGUCUGCUCAAAAUGAUGCAACUCUUUUUGGUUUUCUGUUUAAAAAUUGUAAAAAUCCAUGUAAAAGAUUUGAGUUAUAUGUUAUAUAUAAGAUUAUAUGUAGAGUAGAAGCUGUUUUUUA